AAAUACAGGCACACUGGAGGAAGCAGCAGUACUCACAAGCUCUUGCAGAGCCCAUCUGUUGAGAAGUCUCUUACAUUUACCUGCACAGAUCUCUACAGCCUAUAAAAAUGGAUAACAGGUGUCAUUGUACAACCAACACCGACACGCUUUCGAAUCCUAUCCUCUACAACAUCCUGAGCCAAAUGGAUAGCAGCAACACAAGCCAAAACGGCUUCAACUACAAUUCAAUGGCUCAUAGAUGCAACUGUGAGCUGCGACGGACAGUGUGCUUGAGAAGGCCAUCGGAGAUCUGCAAAGAAGCGUCAGCGGUUCUGGUCAAAACUGUCCAUUUCAUGAAGAACUUACCUGCUUUUAACCAGAUGCCACCAAACGACCAGUUCUCACUUCUCAAGAGCUGCUGGGCACCGCUCUUUAUUUUGGGUCUGGCCCAGGAGCAUGUGGACUUUGAGGUGACGGACACACCGGCUGACAGCAUGCUGAAAAAUAUUCUCCUCAAUCGCCACGAUCGAUAUGAGAUGGAGAGGGAGCAGCCCACCGUGGCCGGUGUCAGCAAACUCCAGUCCUGCCUCAAAACGUUUUGGAGCUUGGAUUUGAGUCCAAAGGAGUAUGCGUACCUCAAAGGGAUCACAAUAUUUAAUCCAGAUGUCCCAGAUUUAAAGGCAGCUCUGUUUGUUGAAGGCCUGCAACAGGAGGCUCAGCAUGCCCUCAGCGAGGUGGUCCAGCUCCUUCACCCAGGGGACCGGGAGCGCUUUGCUCGAAUCCUCCUCACAGCCUCCAUGCUGCAGAGCAUCACAUCGAGCCUCAUUACUGAACUCUUCUUCCGGCCCGUGACCGGCCCGGCGGAUCUGCUGGAGCUGUUGGUCGACAUGCUCUUCUGCAGAUAG
This is a messenger RNA of Cyclopterus lumpus (lumpfish), 884 nucleotides long. It is a transcript of the gene nr0b2a, whose product is annotated as nuclear receptor subfamily 0, group B, member 2a. The record is from RefSeq and is a predicted model, not a curated record. Gene Ontology annotation, biological process: negative regulation of transcription by RNA polymerase II; circadian rhythm. Bases 108 to 884 code for a protein of 258 amino acids. Gene Ontology annotation, molecular function: transcription corepressor activity; transcription factor binding. Gene Ontology annotation, cellular component: cytoplasm; nucleus. The transcript is spliced from 2 exons. Lineage: Eukaryota; Metazoa; Chordata; Actinopteri; Perciformes; Cyclopteridae.